This is a messenger RNA of Zygosaccharomyces rouxii, 1164 nucleotides long. RefSeq names its product Taf4p (gene TAF4). Gene Ontology annotation, biological process: transcription initiation at RNA polymerase II promoter. Lineage: Eukaryota; Fungi; Ascomycota; Saccharomycetes; Saccharomycetales; Saccharomycetaceae. Bases 1 to 1164 code for a protein of 387 amino acids. Gene Ontology annotation, molecular function: DNA binding; RNA polymerase II general transcription initiation factor activity. Gene Ontology annotation, cellular component: transcription factor TFIID complex. The record is from RefSeq and is a predicted model, not a curated record. The transcript has a single exon.
AUGGUUUCUCCCAAAAGAGAGGCUGAGGAGACGUUAGAAAAUGCAACUAGUAUCAAAAAGUCUAGAGCAGGAACCCCCUUUGGAAGAACGGAUCCUGCAUUUGAUAUAGGAAACUCAGAACCAGGAUUUGAUGAAGCAUCAGGUGCACAAGGAGGGGAGGACGUUUCAACACCUUUUGGACAACAACAGUUAGGCACAGAAUUUGAAGUAUUGUCAUUACCGAAGAAUGCACCACCAAGUACAGAUCUACAAAGGAGUGAUAGUGGAUUAUCAUUACCCAAGAAAGGUGAAAAGAAAAGAGGUAAACCUCCAGGGAAAACUAAUCAAAGUGGUAGUGUGUCUGCACAACAAAAGAGUAAUGCAUCAUCCUCUUCUACUGGUGCUGGACCACAAAGUUCUAAAAACUCACAGUCAGAUCCUAACAAGAUGUCAGAUGUUUUGUUUUCAGCAGGGGUUGAUAUUAGAGAAGAAGAAGCUUUGUUAAAUUCAUCUGUGAAUGCAUCAAAAUCACAUUUACAGUCAACUGAUGUUAAAAUACCAUCACAUCCACCAUUUUUGCACCCUGACCAAGUAAACCAAUUCAUGAGAAAAGUAUGUAAGGAGCAAAACUUUUCACAGAAUUUUGCCAAAAAUCCUGAAAUUUUACGAAUGAUGUCAAGCGCUUGUGAAUCCUACAUGAGAGACGUAAUUACAAAUUCAUUGAUCAUUUCACGACAUAGGAGGAAAGCAGUAAAGAUUAAUUCUGGUAGAAGGAGUGAAACUUCCGUGGCACUAAAAUCCAUUGCCAUGAAUCAGAAGAAAGAAGAAGAAAGAAGAGUCAAAAAAAGAGUUGCACUUGGGUUAGAAAAGGAAGAUUUAGAAAAUAAAAUGGAUUCUGAAGAAACUCUGCAUAGAGCAUCAAAUGUUACUGCUGGUCUCCGGGCUGGUUCAAAGAAACAGUACGGUUGGUUAACGUCUUCUACCAGUAAGCCAACUUCGCUUGGGGGAUUGACUUCAGGUAAAGUUGCAUCCGCUGUAGCAGCAAGAGGUGAUACUGGACUGCGAUUCCGUGAGGCAAGAGAAGAACCAGGUAUAGUGAUGAGAGAUUUACUAUAUGCAUUGGAAAAUAGAAGAAACGGUGUUCACAAUGUUAUUUCCAAGGGUUACGCUCGAAUUAGGGAUUGA